AAUAAGCGGAUCACCAUGCAGAGCCUUGGCAAGAAGAAUCACAGCUCUGUGUCUGAGUUCCUUCUCCUUGGCUUCUCCAGUGAGUCUCAGGUCAGAACCUCCCUGUUCACUUUCUUCCUCCUCCUCUAAAUCAAUGCCCUCACCCUUCUGGACAAUGGACUCAUCAUCACCCUGAUCUACCUGGAUCCACAACUCCACACACCCAUGUCCUUCUUCCUCAGCAUCCUCUCCUUGGUGGACAUGAACUAUGUCACCACCACUGUGUCCCAGAUGUUGGUUAAUAUGGUGUGUCCAAGGAGGAUGAUCUCCUGGGGAGCUUGUGUAGCCCAGAUGUUCAUUUUCUUGGUCCUGGGCAUUGCUGAGUGUGUACUCUAUGCUGUUAUGGCCUACGACAGGUAUGUGGCCAUUUGCUUCCCCCUCCACUAUACCCUGCAUAGCCGUGCCAUUUGUGUCAAGAUGGUCACAGUCUGUUGGCUCAUUAGCAUAGCUGGGGCUCUUAUCGACACUGUCUUCACCAUGCGCCUGCCUUAUUGUGGUCCCUACAAGAUAAACCACUUCUUCUGUGAGGUCCCUGCUGUCCUGAAGCUGGCCUGUGCAGACGCCUCCUUCAAUGACCAGUUGGAUUUCAUCUUGGGUUUCAUCCUUCUUUUGGUGCCACUGUCCCUCAUCCUGGCCUCUUAUGUCCGCAUCUUUGCCUCCAUCUUGAGGAUCUGUUCAUCCCAGGGGAGGUUCAAGUCCUUCUCCACCUGUAUUUCCCAUGUCACUGUGGUCACUAUGUUCUAUGGACCAUGCAUGAUCGUGUACAUGAGGCCUGACUUCUGGUUUGACCCAGAGUGGGACAAGAAGUUAGCCCUGUUCUACAAUGUUGUCUCUGCCUUCCUCAACCCCAUCAUCUACAGCCUCUGGAACAAGGAUGUAAAGGGGGCCUUUCUGAAGGUAUUUGGUGGCAGAGGGAAAGCUCAGUGA
Messenger RNA from Phyllostomus discolor (pale spear-nosed bat), 966 nucleotides. Its product is annotated as olfactory receptor 2G3-like. NCBI's taxonomy places the organism in Eukaryota, Metazoa, Chordata, Mammalia, Chiroptera, Phyllostomidae. Gene Ontology annotation, molecular function: olfactory receptor activity; G protein-coupled receptor activity. Gene Ontology annotation, biological process: G protein-coupled receptor signaling pathway. Gene Ontology annotation, cellular component: membrane. The record is from RefSeq and is a predicted model, not a curated record.